UGGGCUUUCCACCCUCCCGCACAAUACGCUGCCCUAUCAUCUGUACCCGAUCCGGCGCUUCGAGCCCGUCUCUUUUGAUGCACAAUGAUGCGCUCUCCGUCCUCGACUCGACGUCAAUCUCGCAAGACCCGCUCCGCAAUGUCGAACGACGCCCAUCGACCAGCAACCGCACCCCCGGCGUCGCGGGCCAAGAGCGCCAGCUCGGCUUUUGCUCCAUCUCGAACGUCGACCUUAGCCCGUCCUGAAACGGCUCCGCCACGGCAAACUGGAAGCGGCCCCAAGAGGGACUUGAGCUCAUACGAAUGGACCGAGGUCUUGGGCUCGGCACUGGUUCGGGAAUAUCUGGCUUCAAAAGGAUACAAGCGCACUUUGGAUGUACUCGUCGUGGACGAAGGACAGAAGGAACAUCUCGUGUCCAGUCGCUCUGAGCUUGUGAAGAAUCUCGGCAUCGUCAAGCUCGUCAAGCAGAACAUUCAGUCUGAAUCUCCCUUCAAAUCCUUCAUCGACAUCAUCGUCAAUUAUUUACGCACCCGCCUCUCCAAGCACGAGUUUGCCUCCGAGACCGAGGCCGACGAAAAGUACGCCCAGCGGAAGCCGUCCGUGGCCUUUACGAUAUCGGAGCCCUCCAAUUCGCCCAUCGAGAAGCAGAGCGUAGCCAGUCGCAGGCCCCCCACGGCGAGUGAGACUCUGCUAAAGUCUCUCCAAGGCACCGCCACCACCACUACCGACGAACGCGACCGCAUCGAUUCUCGCACUAUCAAGAACAUCGACUUGCUCGGCACCUUCGACAACCAGAAUCCACGCAUGGUCGCCCCCAAAAAGGAGUCCAAUACUCGAGAAGCCGGCCCAAGGGCCAAGGUCGCCGCCAGCGCCAAAGCACAGACCAUCGGCAGCAGCUUGGGCACCCCGCCUCUGCCGUCAAAGCAGGGCCGCUCGCACGUCAGGCUGUCGUCAAACGAAGACUCCUCCGACACGCCAAAGUCAGAAGGUCCCAGGGCGUUUUCGGAUCGCAGCACGAAGGGUGUCCAAAGCAAAGGGGACGUGCGGGUUCUGGACGACCUCGUCGAGCUGGAUCUCACGGCGGAAGAAGACGGAAACGCCGGCAGCUUCCUGGCCGGCUUCUCUACCAGCGUCGGCGCUCGCGGCAAGCUCAUCACGACGCAGCGGGCCCUCGCUCUGCGGUGCCUGGUCUUUCCAGGAGAGAAAGGCCGCGCAACCUUCACAGAGGAGUGGAAGGGCAAAGGCUUUGUCUUCAACACGUCGGUGGCGGAUCUGGCGUAUGGAUUAGUUCAGUCCAAGGGCGGUCCAUGCGGGCUGCUCGCCGCAGUCCAGGCACUGGUGCUCAAGCACCUCAUGUUCUCGGAGCACGGCUCGGCGACCCGGUCCGGGCGACUUCGCCCCACAUUUGUCAACUGCCGGACGGCCUUGAUCGAGGGCAUCACUGAGAUCCUGUGGCAGGCCGGAGGUCUUCGCCACCGGAGAGCGGUUGUCGCUCUCUACAAACCAAACGCACGGCUGGGGCUUGCUGCAACCAACACCGCCAUCGGCUCUGAUCGAUAUCUGCCCGACGGCAUCACCGAGAACCUCGAGCUCCACGAGUUCUCCGACCUCAACACUCUGCGUGAAUUCAUCACCGAAAGCAUUGGCAGCUUCACAGUCAACGAUCCUGGCCAGCACGGCAUCAUCCAGCUCCUCUAUUCUGUGAUUCUCAGCCGCGGUGUUGAGACCAUCCGAGACGAAGACAUGGAUGAGCGAGAGUCCCGUCUCAUUGGCAAGCACGGAUACUGCACGCAGGAAAUGGUCAACUUGAUCCUGCUUGGACAAGCGACCUCGAACGUAUUCGACGGCGACUACAACCUCGACGAAUACAAGAUCCUCAAGGGCAUCAAGCGACCGUGCCAGUUCGGCUUCCUCACUCUGUUUGAACACUACGGCUCCAUCAAGGUCGGCGAGUAUCUCAAGCACCCCAUCUACCCUAUCUUUGUAGUCUCCUCCGAGUCGCACUUCACCGUGCUGUUCUCAACAGAUCGCGGGCUCCUCAUCAAGACAUCGCCGUCAAGCACGGGUGGGCCGCCGGCGCUGAAGGUCUUUGAUCUGACUUACUACGACGGCUUGGCCAACCAGGACCAGGAGAUUGUGCUUACCGUCUCGCUAAACAGUCCGCCGACGGCGACGGCUCCGCGGCGCUCCCUGGAAGGCGAUCUCGUGCCGCCGCUUGAGCACUGCAUCCGAACAAAGUGGCCUGGAAGCACCAUCUCCUGGAACGGAUACGAUCCGAUCUUGUAGCAUCCACCAAGCGAAAGGAUGGCGUCUGGCGGCUCGGGCCAGUGUUCACGCUGUUUGCGUCCUGAAUACAUGCACACAUGCGCGUUCGGGAUCCAAAGAAGGCCACUGUGGAAACUCUGUCCGGGUGUCCCGGUCCAUUUCUUGACGUUGUGAUGCGCGCGGGUAGAACAAAGCGAGAAAGAAGAAA
Messenger RNA from Polychytrium aggregatum, 2473 nucleotides. RefSeq lists its product as uncharacterized. The coding region runs from base 85 to 2286 and encodes 733 amino acids. The transcript is spliced from 8 exons. Gene Ontology annotation, molecular function: cysteine-type deubiquitinase activity; K48-linked deubiquitinase activity. NCBI's taxonomy places the organism in Eukaryota, Fungi, Chytridiomycota, Chytridiomycetes, Polychytriales. The record is from RefSeq and is a predicted model, not a curated record. Gene Ontology annotation, biological process: protein K48-linked deubiquitination.